UGCCCGACGCCCUUCCCCCUCCCAACAGUGCCCGCGCGUUCCCGUGAAGCCUUGCGAUGUACCACAGUAGGACGCGGCCAGUCUAGUGUGGGAGCAACGCCGAGCGACUCUUUUCCGUUGAGCACCACCGUCUGGUCUGACCAGUCCGUACGCACCGCAGGGAUGGCAGCCAUCCGUAAGAAGCUGGUGAUCGUUGGCGAUGGAGCUUGUGGGAAGACCUGUCUUCUGAUUGUCUUUAGCAAAGACCAGUUCCCAGAGGUCUACGUGCCCACUGUGUUUGAGAAUUAUGUCGCUGACAUAGAAGUGGACUGCAAACAGGUGGAGUUGGCUCUGUGGGACACGGCUGGUCAAGAGGACUACGAUAGGCUCAGACCACUCUCUUAUCCAGACACUGACGUCAUUCUCAUGUGCUUUUCCAUAGACAGCCCAGACAGCUUGGAAAACAUUCCGGAGAAGUGGACACCAGAGGUAAAACACUUCUGUCCCAAUGUUCCCAUCAUCCUCGUUGGAAACAAGAAAGACCUGCGCAAUGAUGAGCACACGCGUCGGGAGCUGGCUAAAAUGAAGCAGGAGCCGGUGAAGUCUGAGGAGGGCAGGGAAAUGGCCGGCCGGAUCGCGGCGUUUGGCUACAUGGAAUGCUCCGCAAAGACCAAGGAUGGCGUGCGGGAGGUGUUUGAGAUGGCCACAAGGGCGGCGCUGCAGGCUCGCCGCAGAAAGAAGAGCGAUAAGUGUGUACUGCUGUAACGUGGCAGUUAUUGUUGGGACUGUUUGCACCUGGCCUGUUGUACCUGUGGCCAGGGUGGGGGAGGGAUGGAAAAAAAUUAGGGGGCGUAGGAGGAAGGGCAGGAAAAGACUGCAGUUAAUGACUACCGCUAUAAAAUGGCUGUUUGUCAGACUGGGACUUUUUUUUUUUAAUUUGGGGGGGAAGCUUUGAUGGAGAGGGAUUUGAUGUGGGCAAAUGACGACUGUUGUAAACCAUUGGACUCUUAAUUUGGUGGCAGCUCGACACCACCCAAAGACAGCUUCCCCCCCAACCAACAGAGAAGUUCAUUAAGAGAUCCUGGUCCUUAAAUCAAAGGUAUUCAUCCGUGAUGAUUUGUGGCGGGACAUUCCGCUGACUGUGUUAUGUUUGGAUGGCAAUAUGAAUUUCCUCCCUGGAUGACUUGAUGGGUCAGGCAGGGCACGGCAAGUACAGUUAAUGGCUGCCAUUUGGGAUAGGUAUCGUGCAGUCGCAGGUGAGUGAAUUUGCCCUGUAAUGAGGCUGUACACACAAAGAUCAGAUGCUCACUUGGGUUAUUUCGAUGUGCCUACAGUUCAACUGCAACAAGACAACACGAAUACUCGUGUCUAGAAACAUUUUGAUCCUGUGUGCACCCUACGCGACCCCCUCCACUUCAGAUGCGAGGUUCUUAUGUGUGUGCUCACAUGUGCAGCCUUAAAUGAUUGAGGUCUAUCUGAGGUUAAUCUUGUGCUAACAGACUCCCAGCCAGUACAUGCACUCAGCCCUCACCCCACUGGCCCGGCUCUAUUAUUAUACCACACUGUACUGCAAAUUCACACACCGUUGCCCCCUGUUGUUACCAUUUAAACUACUUGUAAAAUGAUUCUGGCAAUAAUUACUUUUAACGAGCAUGCUCCUACCACCAAUAAUAUCCUGGGUUUUAAAAAAUGACAACAAAAGAAAUGUGUGGUCCAGAAGGAUUUUUAAGCCCGCCAAACUCUUCUCGUCUCCCACCACCUUCACCGCCCUCAUUACUCCCCCAUACUUGUGACUGCUGGUGCUGACCUUCUCCUGGUUGUAGACCAGGACGGAGAGCGAGGAGAGGAAGUAUUUUGUUUACAUGCAACGCCACCACUAAUCUCUGGAUCUGGAUGUUAUGUGGAAGUAAUUGCGACUGUGAAGUAUUUGUCAUUCAUCAGUCCAGACGUAAUUACUAAAGAUGAUUCUUAUUACAAAGCAAAUGUCGGACUGCAGUGGGCUGCUGUGUGUGCGCGCAUGCUGUUACAGCUCAGAUGCGGCCGUUUUGUAGGUUCUCGGUGUAAAAGAGGCUUAAGAGGGUCCCUGGGAUCAGCCGCAAGCACAUUUAAAAAUUGAAUAUGCCUUAUUAUUCAAGUGUUAUCUGCCGACCCACAAAACUGCAUGCCAGCCUUUUUUGGGGAAACAACCAACGGUGUUCCUCAGCACUAUCUAGACAAAUUUGGAUUCACAACCUGGUUAAUUGCUUGCUGUUAGUGGUAUUUGGUUAAAAUGAUGAUGGUGGCCUGUCAGUUUUGGCUCAAAUAAAAGAACCCCUCUAGUUCCUCUUUCUGGCCUACCGGGAUGUGUUUGCUCCAGGAACCUACUCUUGUAUUGUUAGAUUACACUUUAUUUCCUGCUUUUAUUUUGAAAUGUAUUCUGUUGUCUGUAUUUAAGAAAGAAAAAAAAACAGGUGGAACAAGAGCGGACUGCUAUUUUUGCUUGCUUUACUUGACUUUACACUUGGUGAUUAAGAAUCUGUCAAUCAGUCCCACCAAAUGUUUUUCGACAGGAGAGAGGCUGGAGUAUUACUUGGACCCUGGAUUAAGAGGUGUGUUUUCAAUGCAAAUUGAGAGUGCAAAAAAAAAGCCUCCUUGUAAUGUACAAAUCAUUUCUUUUAAUGAAUGUUUCAAUCAUAAAUUCUGGAUGCUGAAGUCAGAACAGGAAAACCAAGCUGUAUGCAAUGUCUGUAAAUAUGAAUUAUGGGGUUGUUCAAACUAAACUAUACACACACACGACUGGAAACUGUAUUUGUAAACUAGCUUUGGUUUGUGUAAUAAAUUACUUUCUAUAAC
Molecule: messenger RNA, 2811 nt
Organism: Hippocampus zosterae (dwarf seahorse)
Lineage: Eukaryota; Metazoa; Chordata; Actinopteri; Syngnathiformes; Syngnathidae
Gene: rhoab
Product: ras homolog gene family, member Ab
Exons: 5
Coding region: 163-744 (193 amino acids)
Biological process (GO): small GTPase-mediated signal transduction; stress fiber assembly; cell migration
Cellular component (GO): cleavage furrow; dendritic spine
Molecular function (GO): GTP binding; GTPase activity
Source: RefSeq, a predicted model, not a curated record